GCAGAAGCCUUCACGCCUCUGCAGGUGCCUGUCAGUCAUUCUGCAACAUGAGGUUUUUCGAUGUUGGAAGAGGAGGAUAUCAGACAUCAAAGGCAAUCCCUGACUUUUGUUGAUGGCAUCAAUCAAUAUGUUAGUCAGAGUAUUCCAUCUUUGUGCAGAAUACAUGCGUCAAUAGAUUUUGUCAUCAUCCAUUUUGAAAGGUCAUGGACAGGGGCGAAGGUCGGUAGCUAGCCACCCUUUUUGAGGAUAAAACUUGUUUUCCUCGUCAAUUAAAAGAGGAAGGAUUCAAUCAAAGCAGUUAAUUUUGUUUAUUGUAUCUAUAUUUCAUUUAUCCUUGCCUUGCACAGGAGAAUGCGUGACGUACAGCCAAGUCAAUGUCAGCAGUUCUUCAAAUAUCAGUCGGAGGGAGACAGAAUGCACAGCAUCAAGCGCAGUCGAACCGAGAGGACCUGUGCCGCCGACGAGCUGAUAACCACUGCACGGAUGCCUGGUCCAUAACGGAUAUCACACUGAAUUUAUUGUUUUAAUUUCAUCGUAUGGUUUAGCUGUAGGACUUUGAAUAACAACCGUUAUUUUUCUCUUAUUUUUCGAAUCGCGCCUUCGCAGUUGGUCUUUCAUUCCGAGGGCUUGCCCUGUCUCCGGGAGUCUGGAUGGAAGCAGCACUGCCAGUAGCUGAGGGAGCGGUUCGGCUGUCAGAUGCCAGGGAAGCGAGUCCUUUUUCCGGGGCCACAGCAUCCGAGGAUGCGGACACUGUCAUUGGAGUAAGCUAUGGAAUGGAUAGCGACUUCGAUUUUUCUGCUAGAAAAGCACACAUCACUGAGCUGCCUGGUGUCUCAGGCCUACCAGGCCAGGGGAAGAGGAUGGGCCACAGGGGAGUGGAUGCGUCCGGAGAGACCACCUACAAGAAGACCACGUCCUCUGCCCUGAAAGGUGCCAUCCAGCUGGGCAUCGGCUACACGGUGGGCAACCUGAGCUCCAAGCCUGAGAGAGACGUCCUCAUGCAGGACUUCUAUGUGGUGGAGAGCGUCUUCUUUCCCAGUGAAGGUAGCAACCUGACUCCAGCCCACCACUUCCCAGACUUCCGCUUUAAGACAUACGCUCCUGUGGCCUUCCGCUAUUUCAGGGAGCUCUUUGGGAUCAGGCCCGAUGACUACCUGUACUCCCUGUGUAACGAGCCCCUGAUUGAGUUGUCCAACCCCGGGGCCAGUGGCUCUGUGUUCUACCUGACCAAGGACGAUGAGUUCAUCAUCAAGACCGUCAUGCACAAGGAGGCAGAGUUUCUGCAGAAGCUGCUGCCUGGCUACUACAUGAACCUCAACCAGAACCCUCGUACCCUGCUCCCCAAGUUCUUCGGCCUGUACUGCAUCCAGUCUGGCGGUAAGAACAUCCGCAUGGUGGUCAUGAACAACGUUCUACCACGCGCCGUACGCAUGCACCUCAAGUUCGACCUGAAGGGCUCCACAUACAAACGCUGUGCCUCCAAGAAGGAGAGACAGAAGGCCAAGCCGACCUUCAAAGACCUUGACUUCAUGCAGGACCUGCAGGAUGGCCUGAUGCUGGACCAGGAUAUGUACAGCGCUCUGGUCAAGACCCUGCAGAGAGACUGUCUGGUGCUGGAGAGCUUUAAGAUCAUGGACUACAGCUUGCUGCUGGGGGUCCAUAACAUCGACSAGUCAGAGCGGGAGCAGCAGAUGGAGGGAGGAGAGAAGGAUCAGAAGAGGCCCGUGGCCCAGAAGGCCCUCUACUCCACCGCCAUGGAGUCCAUCCAGGGAGGGGCCGCCUGCGGAGAGUCUAUCGACACCGACGACACGAUGGGCGGCAUCCCAGCAGUCAACGGGAAAGGAGAGCGUCUACUCCUCUACAUCGGAAUCAUCGACAUCCUGCAAUCCUACAGGUUAAUAAAGAAACUGGAGCACACGUGGAAGGCUUUGGUUCACGAUGGGGACACCGUAUCAGUCCAUCGGCCUGGUUUCUAUGCAGACAGGUUCUUCAAAUUCAUGAGCAGCAAUGUGUUCAAGAAGAGCUCCUCCUUGAAGUCUUCUCCCAUUAAGAAGGGUCGUGUGGGCCUGACGGUGCCUAAGUACACUGGCCCUGGAGCCGCCUGGUCAGCCAGCCAGUUUCCCUCGGAGAGAGACGAUAACAUCUACGACCUGAGAGGAGCACGCAGCUUCCCCACGCUGGAGGACGAGGGGCGACCAGACCUUCUACCCUGCACCCCUCCGUCGUUUGAGGAGGCGACCACGGCCUCCAUCGCCACCACGCUCUCCUCCACCACCUCUCUGUCCAUCCCAGAGAGGUCUCCCUCAGAUGCUGGAGCAGAGAACCCCCGCUACAGGUACCAGAACAACAGCUCUGAGAGAAGGAGGCACACCCAGUCUGUCAGCCAUGACGGGAGGACCCAGGAGGAGGUGCGUGAGGAGGAGCAGCAGACCAUCACGGUGGAGGUGGAGGUGAAGAGACAUGACAGCGAGCCCAUCAUCACGGCCCCACAGCCAUCUCCAGAGAUCAGUGAGGUACCAGAGGUAGCUGAGGCUUCUGCUGCUGUUGUUACCCCACCCUCCACCUCUCCCCCGACCCCUGAUGCUCCUGAGGCCCCUGCUGAAGCCUCUGCUGCUGAUACCUCUGACCCGGAGACCCCUGCUGAGGCCCCUGCCAGUUCCAAGGUGGUGGUGGUGGAGGCUGAGCGGGACCGCCGGGGCAGCAUGGUGUCAGGGUCCGGCUGCACCAGCCAAGCCUCCCAGGACGACGAGGAUGACGUAACAAUCACAGACAUCUACUUUCCCCCAGAGGACAGGACCUGGGUGUACUCCCCUCUGCACUAUGGCAGUGAGUCUAAUAACUUGCCGGAUGGGGAGGAGAGCGAGACAUAAACACACCUCCAUAGAGCUGAGAGGAGAAUGAUUCUGUGGAGAGAGGAGCCAUCAGAUUGAUCCCCAGGCCUUUGAGUGUCAGGCAGCAGAAUGAUUCCAGUCCAGACCUGUAUUUUAAACCAUGGAUACAAAAGCAGAACAGACUAAAUACUGUGAGGAAACCCCCCUAGACGUCCCGUUAUCAUUGUGUUGAUGAUAUGAUCCAUUCCUCUCCUUUCACCCCCACCUCAACCAAAAAUGACCCUACCAUAAGAAAAACAGGACCUCAAAUGGCUAGGCUACGUCUAGCAUGCCCCAUGAGAACAGGGGCGUUGAGUCGUCUUUGUUACUCGCCACACAUUCCCAACGGUUGAUUAAGUCAAAUGGUCACAUGUAUUGAAUUGAUAUCAUGUUAAUUUAUAUUGUUUGCUUUUUCUUUGUUUUUUGUUUAGUUUCUUUAUUUUCUGAACUUUUUUCACCAUUUUUUAAAAUGUCCAUAAACAGAAAAAUUAUCGCUAGACUGUGUUUCACAAAACAUGAUUUUGUGCAUUUUUAUAAGCCUACUGUAUUAUUUUACAGGUUUCUUUUUUAGUUCUAUCACAGUAUUGCUACACUUCCCAUACACUCCUGCUGAAUGCACCUCUCAUGAGUCUCCAAGCCUCAAAACCAGAUCAUUGCAACACUAACUAAUAUUGAGACAUUGUCUAUCAUUUCAGAAUCCUACAUCAUUACAAUGUAUUCCAGGACCACCCAGCUUUAGGAUAAAUGCAACAACAACAACAACAACAAAAAAUCCACGCAUAAUGAGUUAUUGAGUUCUCUAAAUAUGAAAUGAAAUGCCAACAGUUUAGCAAUCAAACUUUGACUCUGAAUUUUAGCUCUGCUGGACAUAGGUAUUAGCCAGACUAGUAGCCUAACUCAAAGUCCUCCUGACUUCAGAGUCUGGAAAAGGCUAUUUUGGCGUCAGCACGAUGCGGCGAUAAGGAAGGGGAUGUGCUUGUUUUACUGAUUGGUUCUCUUCUGUGUUUUUCUCAUUCCAACACCCACAUGGACAGCCAUUCACAGCUCUCCAAUACAACUGUUGAAUUUUCAAAUCCAAACAACGUGAGGGCUCAACCUCCCCAGAAAAAAAAGAGAAGAAAAAGAAGUUUGAGAGAACCAAUCAAAGCUCAGUACAUUCAGGAGCACAUUUCUGCACAAAUACUGCAUUUACAAUGGCCUCCUUUCCAGACCAGUGUGUCACAGCUCUCCCUUGCUAUGAGUCACUUGAGUCGGGUCAGCCAGGCUAGUGACCUUAGGCUAAUGGAUUGGAUUACUUAGGACAAAUAACAAUAUCAUAUCAUAGCCAGAAUUAAUUCAUACUUCUGUUAUUUAGUAAGUGUUAAUCAGAAAGGGAAUUCAGGCUGCUUUGACAGCACUUUAUGUAUUAAUCAUCAUUAGGUGUGAAAGUGACGUCUUUAUCACAAUCAUCUGGCAUAGGAUUCAUGUUUUUUUAGUCUUUGUGGAUUACAUGUUUUAAGAUUUAAGUUAGAUUUUAAACAGUUUUAUUGCUCUUUUUCGGUUUCACACUUGGCUGUUUAAAUUAGAGUUGGUGUGUUUGUAUGUCUGUGUGUGAGGCAAGGUGUCAGAACUUGUAAAAUACUUAUGAUGUGCAGUGGCCAGUUGUAAUUAGUUGUUAAUGUCAUCAAGAGACCAUAGCAGCAAUAUUUUCUACAGUGCAGUAGUUGUAAAGUUACUUUUAAUUGCCUUAUAUAGAAAUUAAAAUAUUGAUUUGAUUUUU
Molecule: messenger RNA, 4629 nt
Organism: Salvelinus sp. IW2-2015
Lineage: Eukaryota; Metazoa; Chordata; Actinopteri; Salmoniformes; Salmonidae
Product: phosphatidylinositol 4-phosphate 5-kinase type-1 gamma-like
Biological process (GO): phosphatidylinositol phosphate biosynthetic process
Cellular component (GO): plasma membrane
Molecular function (GO): 1-phosphatidylinositol-4-phosphate 5-kinase activity
Source: RefSeq, a predicted model, not a curated record